UACCUAGUGAAAUAGUUUCACAAUUUAUAGUAUGUUUGGUUUAUUGGUGUUUGUCCUUUAACUGUGUUGUGUUGAUUGCAAAUGUGUUAAUAGUGUAUAUUACACCAUGAAAUGGCUGCUAGUUGUGCUAGGUACAGCUCAAUGUCUACAGAUUGCGUUGACUGCUAAGAUUCUCGCUCUCUGUGCUGUGGCAUCUCACAGCCAUUCACUCUGGUGCUACAGAUUCAUGGCUGUAUUAGCUGAGAGGGGUCACCAGAUUACUGUGUUUGGAGUGGACCACCCAAAAAUCACAAUUCCAAACUUGAAGACAUUCAUAGCCGAAGAUGUAUACAAAGCAUUUGAAGCAUCACAAGACCUCAGUGAUAGCUGGGCCUCAUUAUCUCCAGAUUCAAAAAUCGGAUCCAUGUACCUCUUUCAAUCCUGGUUGGAAAUCUCUACUAAACCAAUUAUGCGCUCUAAAGCUCUGAAAGACUUGAUCAAUGAGUACAGAGAUUUUGAAAAGCCAUUCGACCUGAUCAUACAUGAUGACGGGAGCGCUGAGGCUCUGUUAGGUCUUGUCCCAUUGUUCGGUAAUCCUCCACUGCUUCUUGCCACGACGUACGGAACACCUCAGUGGAUGACGUCUCGACUCGGGAACUUCUUCAACCCAGCCUACGUACCUAACAUGAUCUCCGACUUUGAUCAGCACAUGACGUUUUGGGAAAGGUGUGAGAACACGUUUUACUACCUGUUUGUCGAAUGGUUUGUCCGUACCAAGUUUGAUCCGUUUCAAGAGAAAAUGAAGCAGGAGGUGUUUGGGAAGAAUCUCCCUCAUGUGAGAGAUAUAGCCAAGAGAGCAAACGUUGUGAUAGUGAAUCACCAUCCAGCUCUCAAUGAGCCACGUCCGUUCCUGCCUGGUGUCAUAGGCAUUGCCGGACUGCACAUCUCAGACCCUCAGCCACUGCCUAAGGAUAUCCAAGAAUUCAUGGAUGGAGCAGAAAAUGGAGUUAUCCUGAUCUGUUUUGGAACUAACAUUGAUUCCACCUGGUUUUCUCAAGAUUUUGAAACCCAAAUUCUUCAAGCAUUUGAAGGGUUGCCACAAAGAGUGUUGUGGAAGUGGGACAAAGAACUGAAAAAUGUUCCUUCAAAUGUGAAAAUCAGCAAAUGGCUGCCCCAAGGAGACAUGUUAGUUCACCCAAAGAUGCGGUUGUUUAUCACACACUGUGGACUUCUGAGUACACAGGAAGCAAUCUUCCGCCAAGUUCCGAUCCUAGCACUCCCAGUCUUUCUGGAUCAGAGAGGCAAUGCAGAAAAACUGGUGAGGCGCAAUUUGACCAAGAUCCUGGAUGUGGGACAAUUGACCGCUGAAGGCUUGAGAAAUGGAAUCAAUGAGAUUCUCUCCAAUCCAAUGUACAAGCACAACAUAGAGAAGCUGGGUAAGCUGUUUGUAGACUCUCCUCAGACAGCUGCACAACAGGCAGUGUACUGGACUGAAUACCUCAUCUCUCACCACGGAGCACCUCACUUGUACAGUCCAGCCAAAGACCUACCUUGGUAUCAGCUGUUGUUGUUGGAUGUCAUAGCUCUUGUGGCGGCUAUUGUUAUCAUCACUGUCUGGCUGGUCAAGAAACUGGUGAUGCUGGUCAUAGGACCACUGUUGGGAGGCAAAAUAAAGAAUAAGACUGAUUGAAAAUGGACAAAAUAUUACCUAGUGAUUGGAGUGUAAAAAAAAAACUAUUUUUCAUCACUCCUCGUCGAAAGUAACUAUUUUUGAUAACAGCUGUCAUCAAUGAAAGUUGCUGUUUCCCAAGCUCUAAUUUAGGGCGAGGGAAAAUCGAUCAGCUGAUUUUCCCUUGCUCUCGAUUAGUUCUGCCUUUACUCACUACGCACGCUAGUGUUUUGUUACGUUUUAAUGAUUUGAAACAGCUGUUUUUAUUGUUGCACAAUCUCUAAAUCUAUACAGAAACAAGCAUUAGUUUGUUUUGCUGUGUUUUUAACAUAGUGCAUGUUUGAAAUUGCUCAAAUAAUGUCUAAAAUUACAGAUUUGAUGAGAACAGCUUAACUUAUCACAUUUCACCUGAUAAAUCACGGGAAGGAUAAGAAGAGAAAUGCAGAA
Molecule: messenger RNA, 2095 nt
Organism: Macrosteles quadrilineatus (aster leafhopper)
Lineage: Eukaryota; Metazoa; Arthropoda; Insecta; Hemiptera; Cicadellidae
Product: UDP-glycosyltransferase UGT5-like
Exons: 6
Coding region: 107-1669 (520 amino acids)
Molecular function (GO): UDP-glycosyltransferase activity
Source: RefSeq, a predicted model, not a curated record